UAUAUAAUUCUACAAUAUAUAAAGUAAAAUAAUUUUGUCCUUCUCACGAUAGGAACUUAGUUUGUGUUUAGAUUGCAGAGUAUCCAUUUUGGCUUUGUUUAUUUCAAACUCUUUCACAUAGCAUGUUAUGUUCCUAAUUUGGGUGUAUCGAGGAUGUCUAUUUAUCGGGUUUAGAAUGAGCAUUCUUAUGCUAAGUUUUUCCUAGUUAAUUAAUAAAAUAAUUUUGCUUAAAAGAAAAUUAAAUUAAAAAAAUAAAUUAAACUCAACAAUAUUAAAAGAAAAAAAACAAAUACAAAGUAUAUACUUUUCUUGUGCCAGUAUAUAGUUUUCUUGUGCCUGCCUGCUGGCUCGGGUAAACCAAUGUUAUCUGUUGUGCCAACUCGCCGAUCUGCACACUUCCUUUAUGGAAGGUUAACAAUAAAGGAUUAAGACCCUAUAUAUAUGUUUCCCUUAUACAACAAAGCCACACCACACUUGGAGAUUAAUUACAGUAAUUUAUUAAGGAGGCAUAGAAGAGCUAAAACUUGAUUAAUCUCAAAUGGCUUCUAAUCGGUUUGUUGCCUUUGCAAUUGCUGCAAUUAUUCUUCCCACAGUCGCCAUGGCAACUGAAUACAUAGUUGGUGAUGACAAAGGAUGGAAUGUUACUGUCAACUACACAGAAUGGGCUCAAAACAAAGUAUUCCAUGUUGGCGACACAUUAGUAUUCAAAUACGGGCCACCACAUAAUGUGUCUAAAGUAGACGAAGGUGGAUUCAAGGAAUGCAAACCAUCUGGAGAUCUUUACAACAGUGGAAACGAUACAUUUACACUGAGCAAACCUGGUAAAAAAUGGUAUAUUUGUGGUAUUACUGCUCACUGUGAGAAAGGGCAGAAGCUAAUGAUUAAUGUGGAAGAACCAAAAGUCCCAGCACCAGCUCCCAAAACAGUCCCAGCACCAGCUCCCAAUGAUUCCUACAGAUUUAUCUCAUCUUGGUAUCAGAUUUUCAUGGCAGCUGUUGUUGUAAUGGCAAUGGCAGCAAUUUAAUCUAAGAAUCAUCAGAAAAUUUAGGGUUUGAUACCCAGAAAUAAGGCUUUGGUAUUGGUUACUAGUCUUUCUUUAUGGGUGUUUAUUGGUUACGAGUCUUAAUUAUUCAUUGUCAUGCAGCACAUGCGUUUAAUAAGCUGUAAUUCUCAGCAUUGAGAUUUUCUUUUCUGUGUGAGAUAAGUUUGUAAUAACAUGUCAAUGGAUUCUCUUUUUUAAUUUAA
Molecule: messenger RNA, 1245 nt
Organism: Hevea brasiliensis (rubber tree)
Lineage: Eukaryota; Viridiplantae; Streptophyta; Magnoliopsida; Malpighiales; Euphorbiaceae
Product: blue copper protein-like
Exons: 2
Coding region: 539-1024 (161 amino acids)
Cellular component (GO): plasma membrane
Molecular function (GO): electron transfer activity
Source: RefSeq, a predicted model, not a curated record